AUGGAGGAGCAAGCUAUGAAGAUUAAGUCUCUGUUCAUUUAUCCAAUCAAAUCUUGUCGUGGAAUCUCUGUCUCUCAGGCAACUGUAACUCAAACUGGAUUUCAAUGGGACCGGUAUUGGCUAGUUGUGAACUACAAAGGAAGAGCUUACACUCAAAAAGUUGAGCCUAAGCUUUCUCUUGUUGAAUCUGAGCUUCCUAAGGAGUCUUUCUUGGAAGACUGGGAGCCAACAAAGAAUUCGUUUUUGGUGGUAAGAGCUCCUGGCAUGAGUCCUUUAAAGAUACCAUUGACUAAACCUAGCUCGGUCGCACAAGGUGUGUCCAUGUGGGAAUGGUCUGGCUCUGCGUUUGAUGAAGGAGAAGAAGCUGCUAAAUGGUUUUCAGAUUAUCUUGGAAAACAAAGCCGUUUGGUUCGGUUUAAUAAAGAAACAGAAACUAGACCUACACCUCCGGAGUAUGCAGCUGGUUACACCACCACAUUUGCUAAUACAUUUCCGUUUAUGGUUUCCUCACAGGCUUCUCUGGACAUGCUGAAUACAAUUCUUACAGAACCGGUGCCUAUUAACCGUUUUAGACCCAACAUUCUUGUGGAGAAUUGUGAUCCUUUUGGUGAAGAUCUUUGGGAUGAGAUCAAGAUAAAUGAUUUAGUCUUCCAAGGAGUUAGGCUAUGCAGCCGCUGCAAGUUACCAACUGUGAAUCAAGAAACCGGAGUUCCAGAUGCAACUGAACCAAUUGAAACUCUGACGAAAUUUAGAUCAGACAAAGACUUGAUGCCACACAAAAAACCGCAUGGAAAGGUUUUCUUUGGUAAGGAUAUGGUUUGGAAUUGGAACAUAACCAACAACCAAGGCAAAGGCAACAAAACAAUCAAAGUUGGUGAUUCCAUCUCUGUCCUAAGGAUGAUCUCUUCCGUAUCUGAAGCAGCUGUUUAA
Messenger RNA from Eruca vesicaria subsp. sativa (arugula), 930 nucleotides. The record is from the annotation of a GenBank genome assembly. NCBI's taxonomy places the organism in Eukaryota, Viridiplantae, Streptophyta, Magnoliopsida, Brassicales, Brassicaceae.